AUGACCGGGGGAAAGGAAGGCUCCGAUACAAAACUUUUAGAUUGUGAUCCAGGGGAUCUCUACACUUAUUCGGCUCAGCGAUGGAUCUGGAACGAGGCGCAGCAGCUGCAAAACAGAUACGUUUCAUUCGAUCUAAAUGCUUUGAUCAAAAUCGCGGAGGAGGCAGCUGGGGAUAAUGCGGUUUGCGUCAAUAUCUCGAAGCUCCCGGAAGGGAACUUCAACAAAGCGUUUCUUGCUACCGUGCAGGACGGACGGGAGUUGUUAAAAUCCCAAAUCCAAACGCAGGACCUAGCCACUACACAACCGCGUCUGAAGUGGCAACAAUGCAAUAUGGAAAGCCUCCACCUUCCUGUCCCUAAGGUUAUCACUUACUGUUCCCGGGUUGUGGAGAGUAAACUAGGCUCAGAGUAUAUUGUCAUGGAAAAGGCCCAAGGGAUUGAACUGAGCCGCAUGUGGGAAAGCCUUAAGCCGCGGGACAAACUAUCAAUCACGGAGCAAAUUGGCUCCAUUACCUCCACACUCUCUAGGGCAGGGUUGCCAUAUCAUGGUUCAUUAUACCUUCGUAAGGAUGUCUCAGAGUCUGAAAGCAUCAAAUUCGAUGAUACCUUCGCAAUCGGACCGACAACAGGGAGAGCGUGGUUUGAUGACAGAAGAGGUGAGGUUGAUAUCCAUAGGGGCCCCUGGGCAAGUUCGAGCAGCACCAUGAAUGCGCUGGUUAAGCGAGAGCUAGCCUGUGUGAGUAAAUUUUCAAAAUUUCCUCGAGAUACCCAACAGGGCAUUUUCAAUGGACCUGGUGGUUAUCAUCCUACAAAAGAAGCAAAAUUGUCUGUUCUACAGGACUUUCUUAAGAUAUAUCAACAUAUCUUACCAAAAGAUGAUGGGCUCAACGCGGGUAUAAUCUGGCACAACGAUCUACACUCCGACAACAUCUUCGUUGACCAAGAUAAACCCACCACGAUAACGAGUAUUAUCGACUGGCAAGCUGUUCCUAUUUAUCCGAUGUUCCUUAUUGCCUACCAUCCAUCUCUUAUAGAAUUUGAUGGCCCGAAGCCAGAGCGGUUCGUUCGACCUAGCCUUCCGGAGAAUAUCAAUGAUCUUAAUCCCCAAGACAAAAAAGCCGCUAGUGAGCUGUUUCUUGCACAGACGCUCUGGCUUUACUACGAGACACAAGUGUAUAAGGAAGCCCCGGACUUACUUCAUGCAUUUCAAUAUCGGGAAACCUUGCAGUCUGAGCUAUUAGGUCUAGUGGGGUCAAUAUUUGAUGAUGGAGAACCACAUGUCCAAAAGCUUCUUGCUGAUGUCACGAGGGAUGAUGUUUGGAGGCAGCUAGUUGGAGAGGAUAAUUGCGGCAACUCAAGGGUUCCUUGCCCCUUGAGCUACACAGAACAUGACUUGGUUAAGCAGAGCGAGGAGUACGCCAAAUGGGAGAGAGAUGUCGAGCGUAAAGCGCAAGUGAUUAAUGAGUUAGGAGUGUAUACAGGCUGGAAUGGGGCUGUGUCUCCUGAUGAUUAUGAUGAAGUUGUUAGCAGACUUAAACUUGCCAAAAAGAGGUUUUUGGACCGGGAAUCAAAAACUUCUGAGGAACGAGUGUUGUGGGAGAAGGCAUGGCCUUUCGAGGAUAAAGCCAGUGAAUGA
Aspergillus pseudonomiae is the source of this 1635-nucleotide messenger RNA. RefSeq names its product kinase-like domain-containing protein. NCBI's taxonomy places the organism in Eukaryota, Fungi, Ascomycota, Eurotiomycetes, Eurotiales, Aspergillaceae. Gene Ontology annotation, cellular component: mitochondrion. The transcript is spliced from 4 exons. The coding region runs from base 1 to 1635 and encodes 544 amino acids. The record is from RefSeq and is a predicted model, not a curated record.